This is a messenger RNA of Durotheca rogersii, 1029 nucleotides long. RefSeq lists its product as uncharacterized. The transcript is spliced from 2 exons. The record is from RefSeq and is a predicted model, not a curated record. The coding region runs from base 1 to 1029 and encodes 342 amino acids. NCBI's taxonomy places the organism in Eukaryota, Fungi, Ascomycota, Sordariomycetes, Xylariales, Xylariaceae.
AUGGUUGGCAAAAUUCCCAGAGUUCGCUUCCAUCCGAGUUCCCCCUCUAACCUCGGGCCCCAUCGUUCGAAAGUGUUCAAAAGUCGACAAGAUCCCUAUCCCACGUCUUCAGCCUACCCAGAUUCCUGGGUAGCUGAAAAUGACACCGCUCAUGGGCUACGAGUUAGCCUGCUGAAGAACCGCAGGGGCUCGGUGCCUUCUAGCGUAGAAAGCGAUGAAGAUGAUGAAGAUGAGUCUUUCAGAAACGCACCAUGGCGGAGAGAUCGACGAAGUAGCGUCGCUCGGAGCACUGACAACGAGACUAGCUCAAAUUCCGACGGGCUAGUACAAUCGAUGCUAGAGGAACUUCGCCGGUAUAACGACGCGGCCAAGUCAAUAAGUGAUAACGAAUGGGUUCACCCGCCUCGGCCGCGUAGUCGCGCUAGGAGGCUCGACCCCGUGCAGUACUCCAAGGAGCGGGUCCAGGAGCUCAAGCGAUGGUCCCAAGCGCAGGCUUUCAUGUACGGGCAGACAACCUCGAGCCUCCGAAGCACCGACACGAAACAUCCUCGUAGCGCCUAUGUCCCUGGGACGGUCUUUAGCGCUCCAUUUCACACAUCCAGCAGCUCUGACGAGAUGUACGUCCAAGCCGACGACCCGAACCUGACGGCCACUCCCUUCGGCACGGUUUGCUCCAAGUACCGCAAGAUGAUAGUUAUAAGAGUGUAUGGUGAGCACUGCACGUGCCUGCCUAUAUACACUCACAACGGCCGUGGCCUUGACAGUAAGGAGUUCCCAAAAGAGUUCGUAAGUAUCCGCGAUGUCGCCGAGAAGUGGCCGGAGCCAUACGAGGGUCCUCAUCCGGGAAUUCUCGCGAUAAGAGAUCAGGAGUUCCGGGCCGGGUCAUUUAUUACCGGUAGGUCUGUCGUUAAGUUGACCGAAUCCAUCAGUCAUCGCUUUGAUGCCCCAGCAACUAUUGAAGGCCGUCUCGAUAGCGAGAGCGAGUCUCGGCAGAGGCUUUUCGAACUGAUCAAAUUAGUAGAUGGGUAA